Zymoseptoria tritici IPO323 is the source of this 1613-nucleotide messenger RNA. RefSeq lists its product as uncharacterized. Bases 78 to 1613 code for a protein of 511 amino acids. The record is from RefSeq and is a predicted model, not a curated record. Gene Ontology annotation, biological process: mRNA splicing, via spliceosome. Lineage: Eukaryota; Fungi; Ascomycota; Dothideomycetes; Mycosphaerellales; Mycosphaerellaceae. Gene Ontology annotation, cellular component: nucleus; spliceosomal complex. The transcript has 2 exons. Gene Ontology annotation, molecular function: zinc ion binding; RNA binding.
GAAUAGUGUCAAGCGCGAUAUCUCUUUGAGAAGCACUACGAAGGAACAGCAGCUGCGGGCUGCCAGUGAACGCCGCGAUGCUGUACGAGGACCUGCGCGGUCUGCAUGAGGACAUUGAACGCUUGGAGCAGGCCGUCGCUGAUCGGGUAUUGGAGGAUCCCAAACACAUCCGUAGCCGACUCGUGCGCGACCAUGAAAUUCAGACUUUCCUCGACCGAAUCCAAUCACAAUCGCAGCGCGCGCUAUCAAUCUACAAAGAGCAAGAAGCACGAACACAAGAGAUCCAGGCGAUAAGUACGGGAGACACCUUCGAGGCAUUCCGCGAUGAGGUCAAGAAGAUCAAGACAUACCACGAGCGAUAUCCGCAUGAACCAGUCGAGAAUCUCGAGCGGGCAUACAAGCGUCCACAGGAUGGAGGUCCGCCAGGAGGAUUUGCUGGAGACAUUGAGUCCAUGUUCACUGGAGAGGAGGCUUUCGGACGCUUCUUUGACCUCACGAUGCUGCAUGAUGAAUACCUCAAUCUGCCCGGCAUGAAGGAUGUUCGGCGGAUAACAUAUCUGCAGUAUCUGGAUACUUUCGAUGCCUUCACACCGCCAAAAUCAACGCUCAGCCGCCAGCACAAGAUGACGGAAGAGUAUUUCUCUUAUGUUGGAUCACUCGCACAAUAUCUCGAGUCCUUCCUCCGGCGGACUAAGCCCCUUGAGGACAUCGAGAAGCUGCUACAGACAUUCGAUGAAGAGUUUGAAAAGGAAUGGUCAGAGGACAAGGUGCCGGGAUGGGAGGCCAUGACAGCAGCGCCAACAUCGAAUGGUCCAGCCACGGAGGGCACUGGCGAGGGCGUAUGGUGCGCCGACUGCAAGAAAGAGUUCAAAAACGACAAUGUCUACAAAGCCCAUCUCACCGGGAAGAAACACAUCAAAGCUGCUGAAGCGCGUCAAAAUGGUGGCGAAUCGAAUGGCGCCGCCGCAAAUAACGCAGCUGCUCCAGUCGCCCGACUGAAGGAGCGCGCGGUGGCUGAGAGGGAACACCGUAUCCGCAAACUGGCCUCCACGAUGCAGACCGAGCGCGAGGACACCCGUGUGAAUGUUGAGAGGAAGGCAGGCAUGACCGAUCGUGAACGACAGCAGGAGCUCGCGGCGCUCUUCGCCGAAGACACAGAAAUGGCCGGAGUUGCACGCGCCGAGGAUGAGGACGAAGACGACGACGGCGAGGAGAAGGUGUACAAUCCACUGAAGCUGCCACUCGCCUGGGACGGCAAGCCAAUUCCGUUCUGGCUGUACAAAUUGCAUGGUCUGGGCGUCGAAUUUCCGUGUGAGAUUUGUGGAAACUUCGUUUACAUGGGUCGCCGUGCAUUCGACAAGCACUUCAGUGAGGCGAGGCAUGUCCACGGAUUGCAAUGUCUGGGCAUUACGAAGCAUACGGGUCUGUUUAGGGAGAUCACGAAGAUUGAGGAGGCCGAGCGAUUGUGGGAGAAGCUGGAGCGAGAUCGCCAAAAGGAGCUGGAGAGGAAGGGUGGGGACGAUGGCGAAGGUGUCAUCGAAAUGGAGGACUACUCUGGCAAUGUCAUGCCGAAGAAGGUCUACGAUGAUCUGGCGAGGUCUGGCUUGCUCUGA